AUGGAGACCCAGAGCGGCCUGGAGCAGAGAGUGUCCGCCCCCCGGUACUGCCUGCUGCGGGAGCUGGGCAGAGGGACCUACGGCGUCGUGUACGAAGCCAAGUCCAGGAAGUCCGGUGCAAACGUAGCCGUGAAGAAACUCCGCUGCGACGCGCCUGAGAACGUGGAGCUGGCGCUGCAGGAGUUCUGGGCUCUCAGCAGUUUGGAGAAACGACAUGAAAACGUGGUGCAUUUGGAAGAAUGUGUGCUGCAGAGAAAUGGCCUGGCCCAGAAGAUCAGCCACGGGAACAAGCGGUCCAAACAGUACCUGCGGCUGGUGGAGACCUCCCUCAAAGGCGAGAGAGUCCUCAGCUCCCCGGAUGAACCCUGUUACCUCUGGUUUGUAAUGGAGUUCUGUGAAGGGGGGGAUCUGAACCAUUUCAUUCUAUCUCGCAGUCCUGACCCACAGACCAACAAAAGCUUCAUGCUGCAGCUGACCAAUGCUGUGGCCUUUUUGCACCAAAACAACAUAGUGCACCGAGACCUCAAACCAGACAACAUCCUCAUCUCCCACGCGUCUGGUUCACCUGUUCUCAAAGUGGCCGACUUCGGACUGAGCAAGGUCUGUGCCGGCUCCAGAAAUGACGCUGAAGGCAAAGAGCGCGAAGAUAACCACAAAAACGUCAAUUUGAACAAGUGUUGGUUGUCCUCCGCCUGUGGUUCAGACUUCUACAUGGCGCCGGAGGUUUGGGAGGGCCAUUACACCGCCAAGGCUGAUAUCUUUGCCAUGGGUAUAAUCAUUUGGGCCAUGCUGGAGAGGAUCACGUUCAUUGAUGCAGAGACAAAGCGGGAGCUGCUCGGGACGUACGUGAGGCAGGCGGGGGGCAUCGUGCCGGUGGGCGAGGCGCUGCUGGAGAACCCCAAGAUGGUCCUCAGUAUCCCACAGAAGCGGAGGUCCCAGAUGUGUGAAGGGGUGAGGAAGCUGCUGCGGGACAUGCUGGCGGUGAAUCCUGCCGACCGACCCGAUGCCUUCCAGCUACAGAGCAGGAUGGACCAAGUCGACUCCGCCUGA
Knipowitschia caucasica is the source of this 1050-nucleotide messenger RNA. NCBI's taxonomy places the organism in Eukaryota, Metazoa, Chordata, Actinopteri, Gobiiformes, Gobiidae. The record is from the annotation of a GenBank genome assembly.